Rattus norvegicus (Norway rat) is the source of this 1284-nucleotide messenger RNA. RefSeq names its product ventral anterior homeobox 2 (gene Vax2). Gene Ontology annotation, cellular component: nucleus. The record is from RefSeq and is marked validated. NCBI's taxonomy places the organism in Eukaryota, Metazoa, Chordata, Mammalia, Rodentia, Muridae. Gene Ontology annotation, biological process: anatomical structure morphogenesis; animal gross anatomical part developmental process; regulation of DNA-templated transcription. Gene Ontology annotation, molecular function: DNA binding; DNA-binding transcription factor activity, RNA polymerase II-specific.
GAGCCAGGACUAGCGGCUGCUGUGGGCCAGGCAGCAGUGGCGGCGGGCAUGGGCGAUGGGGGCGCGGAGCGGGACCGCGGCCCCAAGCGCCGGGAGGAGCCUGGUGGCCGCAGCGGGUGUCGUGGGGAGCACCGCGGAGCGGAAGAUUUGCGUGCUGACACGGGUAGCACGAGUCCGAGGGAGAUUGCUGGGACCUCCGCCUCCAGCCCUGCAGGCUCCAGGGAGAGCGGCGGGGACAGCGACGGACAACAGGCGCUCGGUGAGACGGACCACUGCCGCCGCAUCCUGGUACGAGAUGCCAAGGGGACCAUUCGGGAAAUUGUCCUGCCCAAGGGCCUGGACCUCGACCGACCCAAGAGGACCCGUACCUCCUUCACAGCAGAACAGCUGUAUCGUUUGGAGAUGGAGUUCCAGCGCUGCCAGUAUGUGGUGGGCCGAGAGCGCACAGAGCUGGCCCGCCAGCUGAACCUCUCUGAGACUCAGGUGAAGGUCUGGUUCCAGAACCGCCGCACCAAGCAGAAGAAGGACCAGAGCAGAGACCUGGAAAAGCGGGCAUCCUCCUCCGCCUCCGAGGCCUUUGCCACCUCCAACGUUCUGCGACUUCUGGAACAGGGCCGGCUGCUCUCCGUGCCCAGAGCUCCCAGCCUCCUAGCACUGAGCCCUGGCCUGCCAGGUCUAACCGCUGGCCACAGGGGCACCUCCUUGGGUGACCCCAGGAACUCCUCCCAACGCCUCAAUCCAAUGCCCUCAGCCUCAGCGUCGUCCCCUCUGCCACCCCCUCUGCCAGCCGUCUGCUUUUCCGCAGCUCCACUCCUGGACUUGCCCGCCAGCUACAAACUGGGGUCCUCGGCUUUUGAGCCCUACAGCAGACUAGAACAACAGAAAGUAGGCAGCCCUGGCCAAAGUGACAAGAAAGCUGACAUUUAAGAGUCCCAUCCCCGUGUGACACUGAGUCCCCAGCACAGCACUACCCUAGCCUCCUGGCCCCUGUGGACUAUACUGAGCAGGCCUGGAAGAGGAAGGAUGGGCACAGCAUGAGCCUCUCCACCUGCCCUCAGCUCAGAGACUGAACCAAAAUGACUUUGUACUCUCUGAUGUGUGAGUGCUAUGUGCGUGCGUGCGUGUGUGCGUGUGUGUGUGCGUGCGUGUGUGCGUGUGUGUGUGCAUGAGAAAGAGAGAGAGAGAGAGAGGGAGAGAGAGAGAGAGAGAGAGAGAGAGAGAGAGAGAGAGAGAGAGAAUGUGUCACUGAAAUAAAGAAGGGAACUGUCCCAGCAUCACCAACUC